This is a messenger RNA of Andrographis paniculata, 927 nucleotides long. RefSeq lists its product as uncharacterized. The record is from RefSeq and is a predicted model, not a curated record. The transcript is spliced from 3 exons. The coding region runs from base 45 to 728 and encodes 227 amino acids. NCBI's taxonomy places the organism in Eukaryota, Viridiplantae, Streptophyta, Magnoliopsida, Lamiales, Acanthaceae.
UCGAAAAUAGUUAGGAUUCAAUUCUAAUCAUAAAUCACAAAUCCAUGGGGAGAAUUAUUGCCACAAAAAUGCCUAAUUUUGGUCUCAACAAGAUUAGGCCUUUGGUUAGGGUUCGUCCACCUUCGAUCGAUUCAAAUACGGUUCUUGAAUCCGUUGAUGCUUCCGAUGAUGAUCGAGAGAAGAUCACGAGCGAUGGUUUUGGGAAGAAAUUAGGUCGGAAAAUUAUGGUGGUGAUUGAUUCGAGCACAGAGGCUAAGAAUGCGUUGCAAUGGACACUUAGCCAUGUUGUCCGAAGCCGUGACAUGAUCAUACUUCUUCAUGUUAUCAAGCCUUGUGGACAAGGUGACGAGGAUUUGAUUCGGAAGGAUGUGAUUUAUCGGCGAAGGGUUCCAGAAUUCCUCACUUGUAUGAAGAAUAUAUGUCAUCUUAAGAGGCCCGAGGUGCAAGUCGAGGUGUCAAUGGUGGAAGGGAAGGAAAAGGGCCCGACGAUAGUGGAGGAGACGACUAAGCAAGCGGCGGCGCUUCUUAUUUUGGGUCGAAAGAAACGGUGGAUGGCCUGGAGGGAGAUGCCCGGGUGGGCGGUGGCGGGCGCCAAUGGGCCGGAUGUUAUGGAGUAUUGCAUCGAGAAUGCGGGUUGCACGGCGAUUGCGGUGAGGAGGAAGAACAAGAAAGUUGGAGGAUAUCUCAUCACUACUAAAAACUAUAGAGAUUUUUGGUUGUUGGCUUGAUGUAUAUCAUUAGCAUGUUUGAAAAUCUAAAGAAAUUUGAUUAGGGUUUCUUGGCUUGAUUGUUUUUGAAAAAUGACUUGGGGUUCUUGGUGAUAAUUCAAGUUUCAUAUGUAGAUUUGUAUACGAAGUCUUGAUAAAAAGGUGCUUUAUAUGUAUGUAUGUGUUGUUUUAGAAGAUUUUAACUAUGAAUUUCUUGCGA